CAGCCCAUCCCGCUUUUUGGGGCCAUACGCCGCGCGGAGACCCCCCAACAGAGCUAAAUCUGCGGCAGGAGCUCGCAUUUCAAGCGCUUUCUCGGCCUCCCUGCGUUCCAGUCCCUGCGGACGCCGCCAGCGCCGCACCCAGCCUGCUCCGAGGCACUGCUACUGGGCCCAAAAAGCAGCCAAAAGCCGCCGAAGGCCUCGCGCCGCGGCGGCGACGCGCAAGUCUUGUAGUGUAGAAGACCCCGCUCAAACCUCAGGCCACGCCAUGGCCACCGCCUGGCCCCUAAGAGAGCGCCCCGCCGAGUUCUUCGAGUUGAGAGCCCAGAACCGGCAGCAGACCUCGGACUACGUCUCUUCAGGAAAUUUUGCCCUCGACACAAUUGAUAAUGAUGAUCACGCGUUUCAUGGCAUCGUUUUUGAUGUAGAACUCACUGGUUCCGUACCGAUCGAGUCCCUGACGAUACGAGGCGUCUCCGUCAGAGGCGCUUUGGGCACGACAAAAGUUCUCACGAGCGACCAGGGCUUCGCGCCGUUGCCGGAGGAGCGAGACCGGUUGGAGAUGAGGAAAUAUUUUUCUCCGCUCAAGCCCCCGCGCGAGUGGCGCGUCCGCUAUUCCGGCGAGGCGCCUCCCGCCACGUCGGAGCCGAGAGAUCUCACCUUCACAGAACCAGUACGCAUGGCUCCGACAAGUACAAAACAGCAUGCCGCGCUCACGAAGCUCGGUAUAUAUGUACAUUCAGAAGACGCCGAGGGCGUCGUCUACAGCAACCAAAGACACAGAGGUGUCACAAGGGAGGACGCGCACCUCAAAGUGCUCUGCGGCGUGGCGCAUACCGGCGGGGCCCCCUUCGCGAGAGUAGGCUACUGGGGAGACGUGGCGUGGAGACCUAGAAGAGAAUUUGUGGGCAAGGUGACGUAUGAUGUCCGGCUACUCCUCUGGACGCCCCACUCGCAUGCGCAGUUUCCUCCUGCUUUCAGAGCGAUGGCUGUAGAAUUAGCAAAAUGUCGGGCCGCCAAGAUGCUGCGGCCCGCCACGGAGAUCGGUCUGGGCCACCUGCCCGUCGAGGCGCUGUACUACGUACGGAACCAGUGUCUUACUCAAUCACCGCGAUCGCUAGACCGCUCGUGCUACGCAAAUGGUAGUCGCGACGACCCGACGCAACGUCAUCGCGGCAGAGAGAUAGAGCGCCAAUAUUCCCACUUCCCGCCAUAAAAUGGCGUGCGCGGUGGAGCCCAGCGCGCCCGACACCCGCAGGUCUUGGCUUUUUGCCGCCACGACUGGGCGCCCUCUCAACCAGCGCCGCAACCGCUCCCGAACUGGGAGGACGAGCCCUGGGAGGUGCGGCGCGACGCCUACGGGUCUAGAGUGCUGGUACCCCGCUCCCAGUGCGCCGACGACGCCGAGGAGGACGAUUUUGACGACGACGACGACGCCUACGACGACGCCGACGAGGACUACGACGCGUACUACGCCGUCAACACGCCGUCGAACGAGUCGUCGUCCGACGACGACGACGACGACCGCGACACGCCGCCGCGGCAGGAGGUCGCCUGAGCAUCUGCCUGAGAAGUUCCCUUUUUUCUCUUUUUCCCGCCUGUACCAUAUAACGUCCGCACCAUUAU
Messenger RNA from Pelagomonas calceolata, 1623 nucleotides. The record is from the annotation of a GenBank genome assembly. Lineage: Eukaryota; Pelagophyceae; Pelagomonadales; Pelagomonadaceae.